AGAUCCCUUCUUGGUUGAUCCACACACUUCCUCUCCAUCGCUGGGGCCUGGGCCAUUCUCUGGUUUGCAUUCCCAGAGGGCUUCCCUCUGGAGGAGCCACUGUACCUGCCACUUCUGCAGCAUGGUCCUGUCAGAGCCGGGGUAUCUCCUGUGGGACAGAAAACCAUGGUGGUGACCAAAUAUACCAAGGUUAGAACACAAACAGGGGAGAGGUGGGGCUUGCCUGGGCUUCGUGGGGCCAGGGUGUUGAGGAAAGCUGCAGACUUCCACAUCCCACAGCGGCUCUCAGCGGGCAGUACAGGGAGACUGUCGUUCAGCUCUUCCUGGCCCACCCCGGCCUGCUGAAGGUUAGAUUCUUGCAGUCAGUGUCCCUCUGCUGUGAUACCAGAACAAGCUGCUGCCUCAAGAAUUCCAGGGGACAUGCAGCCUCAGGCUUGGGGGCCUCCUUCACAACCCACACGGAAUUCCCCUGCCACAUCUUGGCCUUCUUUGUCCCUGCCCUGACCCCCUCUUUUGCUUGUGGAUAAAAUGUAAACAACACGGAAGGCCAUGAGAUAUGACCUAAGAGUCUCCCAAGAAGUGUCCACAGUCACCAGUUUCUAGUGUAUGUUCCAGAAAAUGUUUUACCCAUAUGCCUGCCUAUAUGCCUACAUAGCUUUUUUUUGUUUGUUUCUAAAAAGCUUCAGUCAUACAUGGGGUCACAUCAUACACCCGGUUCUCCACCCAGCCUCCCUUGUGCUGCAGCAGCCCUGGAGAUCGGCUCACACUGCCCUUUCGCAUUCAUCUCUGUAGUCUCAGGGCAGUUUUGCACAGCUGGAUCCUAACUGAUUCACCGUCCCCGUGACAGGCUUUGUUCUCACAACUGACAUUUCCAGGAGCACCUUUUGGCACAUGUCUCUGGGUACUUUUGUGAGUGUAUCCACGAGAGGUUUCUAGCUGUGGUGCCACUAGGUUAAAAAGUGUGAGUAUUUACCAUUUUGCUACCUAUGGCCAAAUGGUUCCUUUAAAAGACCAUACUAAUGUACAUGGCUAAAAUUAAGACUUACAUACCAAACCAGUGAAGGCCCAUUGUGGACUGCCCUGGUAGGAAAAAGGGUAACAAAAGGCAAUAUUGGGGAGGGUGUGGGAGGAGCCCUCCUCCUCCACCCCAAACGUCUCUUCUGUUGGGCAGGGAUUAUAGAGCCCGGCUCCUCAGCCUCCAGGGUGCCCCUCUGCUCCUUUUCCAGCCGUUUCUUCCCCAACUCCAUGAGACUCUCCUCUACCCGAAGACUAGGUCUUUGCUCAAGAUGCUCCACCACACCAAGCCAAAUCAUAUCCCUUGGCUCCAUCCAUCUCCUCUGCCACAGUUCUAUUCAGGUGCCCGCAGACAUCUGAAUGCCCACAGACCCAGUCCCCACAUACGCUCUGCUCCACUUGCAUGGUCUGUGUCAGGACCCUGCCGGGCUCAGUCUGGACAAGGCCUGGCUGCCCGUGUGUCCCAGAGGGACAGUGCCGCUUCACCUUCCCAUCGCAGCCCCACUGUCACAUCUUCUGUCCCGGGCUCUCCAUCCCUCUGCAUUCAAUUCUUUAUUUGGCAGAUUUUCCAUAAGCAGAAAGUAACCCCCAGGCUGGGAUUUACCUCUUCAUCCCUAAUAGAGGAGUCAUCUAUUUGGGCCAUGUAUCCAGGCAAGCAACACCCAACAAUAAGCAGAGGCAAAACGUGCUCCAAUGUACUGCUUUAGCUUGCAAAGCAUCAAGUGAAGAUUUGGUUCUCCUGUUGUGUCUGUGACUCUGCCACCCACCCAGUUCUGGAGGGGUAGGCUGCUCUUAAGGCUAUAGGCAAGGGCAGAGCCCAAGCUGGAGACAGUGAGGGUCAUCGCCUUGAAAAGGACCUGUGCUGAGCCCUCCAGAGCCAUGAGCAUGUGGAGUUGGCAUGCCACAGCCUGCUGAUCUAGCUACUCUGUUUUAUAAGUUGACAGGGGAGUGAGGACAGAGGAGUGAAAGCAGGGGAGCUAAAUGUGUCUGUUAGGAUCCAGGAAAUGAGAUUCAGUUUCCGCUCUCCUCCCUUUCAGACAGGGUUCUAGAAUUUUGCCUGUGGUCAUUUGUGAUGUUACUAUCAGGUGGAAUGGUAUACAGAAGAAAAAGGCAUUUCACCAUCCCACUCCUCAUUUCAUUGGCUAUCAGCUCCAAGGAAGUUCCAUUAUUUCUGGUACCGUCAGAGAAAGACGCCAUUACCAGCAGCUCCAGGACACCUAACCAAAGAGAAAUGUGUGGCUUCUUCCCUGAGUAGCCACAUCCGCCUGGCCGUUGCCAUGGACAGGGGCUCUGCCUUGAUCCUCUCCCACUGACUGCUGGGUGAACCGGAGGAAAAGCCCAACUGCAGGAAUCACAGCGGGCUGGUGUCAAGACUGCUAAUGACCUCCAGGUCCCAAGUCUCUUGUUGCUUGGUGACAAAGUUUCACAGUUGAGAAGGAGAAGCUGGGACUAGCAGGCAGUUUUUCAUGAUUUUUCCUCACACUGGUCACUAUCCAAUCAGAACAACCAACUUCUAACACUCCCUUAGUAAAAGAACAUGGCUAAGGGUGAGAAAGGCCCCAAGGGCAAGAAGAUCACCCUCAAGGUGGCCAAGAAUUGCAUCAAAAUCACUUUUGAUGGGAAAAAGCGCCUUGACUUGAGCAAGAUGGGAAUUACCACUUUCCCCAAGUGUAUUCUGCGCCUCAACGACGUGGACGAGCUGGACCUUAGCCGGAAUCUGAUCAGGAAGAUCCCUGACUCCAUCUCCAAGUUCCAGAACCUCCGGUGGCUGGACCUGCACAGCAACUACAUAGACAAGCUGCCUGAGUCCAUUGGCCAGAUGACCAGCCUGCUCUACCUCAACGUCAGCAACAACCGGCUGACCAGCAACGGGCUGCCCGUGGAGCUGAAGCAACUAAAGAACAUCCGCACUGUGAACCUAGGCUUGAACCACCUGGACAGUGUGCCCACCACGCUGGGGGCCCUGAAGGAGCUCCAUGAGGUAGGGCUCCAUGACAACCUACUGAACAACAUCCCCGUGAGCAUCUCUAAGCUCCCCAAGCUGAAAAAGCUCAACAUAAAGCGGAACCCCUUUCCAAAGCCAGACGAGUCGGAAACGUUCAUAGACUCCAUCAGGAGGCUGGAGAACUUGUAUGUGGUGGAGGAGAAGGAUCUGUGUGCGGCUUGCCUGAGAAAAUGCCAAAACGCCCGGGACAAGCUGAAUAGAAUCAAGAACAUGGCCAUGACGACACCGAGAAAGACCAUCUUUCCCAAUCUGAUCUCACCCAAUUCUAUGGCCAAGGACUCCUGGGAAGACUGGAGAAUACGCUCAACAUCUUCCUAAAGUAGCUGUGGCAAAAACUUGAAGACUACUCAGCUAACAGAAUAAACGACUCUGAAGAGAAGAAGCCCCCAGUUAGGAGAAGACAAGAGUGGCAAGUGAGAUGUUCUGGAAACCAGGCUCGCCGGAGCUAGCCAAGUAUCCGACUUGCUUCUCAAAUUCACUUCACCUCCCUUAGCUUUAGCUCACCUGCAUGUGAAAAUGACUUUGGGAAAUAUUUGAUGUGGUUUUAAAAAUGUAUAUAGAGGAAAAAAUUUAAGAAAAUUACAGAUUAUAUAUUAUAGACAACUAAAUAUUUAAGACUUUAAGACUUAAAAGGCUUACUGCCUCUACAUUUCACUCAGACUAGUACAUCUCGAUGCCAGUAGACUGUGAUGUUUGUGUAGGUAUGACAUACUGACAUGGUUUGCACAUUUGUCCCCUCCAAACCUCAUGUUGAGAUUUGAUCCCCAGUGUUGCAGGUGCAGCCUAAUGGAAGGUCAUGGGGGUGGAUCCCUCAUGAAUGGCCUGGUGCCAUCCUCUUGGUAAUGAGUGAGUUCUCACUGUAUUAGAUCCUGUUGAAAAUUGUUAAAAAGAGCUUGGCACAUCCCUCUUCUCUCUCUCUCUCUUCCUCUCACCAAGUGAUGCCUGCUCCCCUUCUCCUUCCACCAUACCUAUACCCUAAAGCCCUCACCAGGAGGCGCUGGCACCUGUACAGCUUGCAAGAACCAUGACCCAAAUAAAUUUCUUUUCUUUAUAAAUAGCCUUAAAUAUUCCUUUAUAGCAAUGCUAAGACACCUCAAGCAACUCCAAUUUAUACAAAAAGUUAUAUAGAAAAAUAUUCUAAAAAAUACUAUAGAUAAGGUAGAAUUUUAACAAAUCUUUUAGUGGUGCAUAGGUAGGCAGGAAAAAGAAAACAGAGAAAUGAACAGGAAAAAACAAAAAAUAAAAAUAAAAUGGCAGACUUGUAUUCUAACAUUUUGAUAAUUACAAUAAAUGUAAAUGAUCUGCUUUAUUUAUAAUGACCACAAAAUAGAAACAACCAAAUGUUGCUCAAUGCACAAAUUGUUAAACAAACUCUGGUAUAUUUCUCUCACGCAAUACUACUCAGCAAUAAAGAGGAACAGACCAUUGAUACAUGCAACAACUUGAAUGUAUCUCAAUGGCACUAUUUUCAGCUAAAACAAAAAUGCCCAUCUCCAAAAAUCACAUACUCUAUGAUUCCAUGUAUAGAACAGUCUCUAAAUGAAAAAAUAAUAGAUAUGGAAAACAGAUUGAUGAUUCCCAGGAUUUAAGGAUGGUGGGGAAGACAGGGAGGGGGCAUAACUAUAAAGUGGUCGCACAGAGAUAUCUUUGUGGUGAUAAAAUAACUGUGUAUGUCGGCCGGGCGCGGUGGCUCAAGCCUGUAAUCCCAGCACUUUGGGAGGCCGAGACGGGCGGAUCACAAGGUCAAGAGAUCGAGACCAUCCUGGCUAACACGGUGAAACCCCGUCUCUACUAAAAAAUACAAAAACUAGCCGGGCGAGGUGGCAGGCGCCUGUAGUCCCAGCUACUUGGGAGGCUGAGGCAGGAGAAUGGCGUAAACCUGGGAGGUGGAGCUUGCAGUGAGCUGAGAUCCGGCCACUGCAGUCCAGCCUGGGUGACAGAGCGAGACUGCGUCUCAAAAAAAAAAGAAAAAAAAAAAAACUGUGUAUGUCGAUUGUGCAGGUGGUUACCCAAAUCUAUAUAUGAUACAAUGACAAAGAACUAUGCAUACACAUGUGCCAGUGUCAAUGUCCUGGUUCUGAAAUUGUGCUAUAGUUAUAUAAAAUGUAACCAUGGUGGGGGGGAUAUUAAGUGAAAGGUGCACAGAGUCUCUCUGUACUAUUUUUGAAGCUGUGAAUCAAUAUUUUGAAAUAAAAA
This is a messenger RNA of Macaca mulatta (Rhesus monkey), 5215 nucleotides long. The record is from RefSeq and is a predicted model, not a curated record. NCBI's taxonomy places the organism in Eukaryota, Metazoa, Chordata, Mammalia, Primates, Cercopithecidae.